Messenger RNA from Neomonachus schauinslandi (Hawaiian monk seal), 1121 nucleotides. It is a transcript of the gene C1QBP, whose product is annotated as complement C1q binding protein. The coding region runs from base 79 to 897 and encodes 272 amino acids. The transcript has 6 exons. Gene Ontology annotation, biological process: cytosolic ribosome assembly. The record is from RefSeq and is a predicted model, not a curated record. NCBI's taxonomy places the organism in Eukaryota, Metazoa, Chordata, Mammalia, Carnivora, Phocidae. Gene Ontology annotation, cellular component: mitochondrial matrix.
GGGGGACUUCCGGCGGCGCGCGGGCCGGGAUCUAGGGCCUGGGUUCGUCCUUCGCACCCGCACGUGUCCGCCGCCGCGAUGCUGCCCCUGCUGCGCCGAGUGCCCCGCGCGCUGGGCUCCGCCGUCGCCGGGCUCCGCGCCGCCCCCGCCCCGUCGCCUCGGCCGCUGCUGCAGCCCGCGCCCCGGCCGUGCGUGAGGCCCUUCGGGCUGCUCCGUGUGUGCGCCGGCCUCCUGCGCGCCCGCGGGCCCUGCAGCUGCGGCUGCAGCGAGCUGCACACCCAGGGAGAUAAAGCUUUCGUUGAGUUCCUGAACGAUGAGAUUAAGGAGGAAAAAAAGAUACAGAAGCACAAGUCCCUCCCCAAGAUGUCUGGAGGCUGGGAGCUGGAAGUGAACGGGACAGAAGCCAAGCUAGUGCAGAAAGUUGCUGGAGAAAAGAUCACCGUCACCUUCAACAUUAACAACAGCAUCCCGCCCACGUUUGACGGGGAGGAGGAGCCGUCCCAGGGGCAGAAGGUGGAAGAACAGGAGCCUGAACUGACGUCCACGCCCAAUUUCGUGGUGGAAGUCGUCAAGGACGGUGGCAGGAAGGCCCUGGUGCUGGACUGUCAUUAUCCGGAAGACGAGGUCGGGCAAGAGGAGGAGGAGGAGAGUGACAUUUUCUCCAUCAGGGAGGUGAGCUUUCAGUCCGUCGGCGAGUCUGACUGGAAGGACACGAACUAUACGCUCAACACCGACUCCCUGGACUGGGCCUUGUACGACCACCUGAUGGAUUUCCUGGCCGACCGAGGGGUGGAUAACACAUUCGCAGACGAGCUGGUGGAGCUCAGCACAGCCCUGGAGCACCAGGAAUACAUUACUUUUCUCGAGGAUCUAAAAGGUUUUGUCAAGAGUCCGUAGAGCAGACCAGACGCCGGGCUUUGCCGGGGAACCAGCCUGCUCUGAAGCCAGACGCACAUGGGCUUCGAGGUGGUUGCCUUCCCAAUAUCAUGGAGAAUAACUCAGAUUUAAAUUAUUUCUGUUGCCCUCUCAUUUACUCUGUUUAUUGCUUCUCUAUGACUCCCUUGCUCCGAGAUUUUUGUAUAACGUAAUGAUGGACAAUAAAAUUGGUUUCUCUCCUCCAA